Molecule: messenger RNA, 3871 nt
Organism: Symphalangus syndactylus (siamang)
Lineage: Eukaryota; Metazoa; Chordata; Mammalia; Primates; Hylobatidae
Gene: NHERF4
Product: NHERF family PDZ scaffold protein 4
Biological process (GO): protein localization to plasma membrane
Cellular component (GO): apical plasma membrane
Molecular function (GO): signaling receptor binding; protein-membrane adaptor activity
Source: RefSeq, a predicted model, not a curated record
GGUCUUUCUGGUUAAACUACCAACCAUCAUCUAUUGCAAGUGGUUCUUGGGCACUAGGUUCCGAGGCAGUGGAGGCUGGAGGGGCCAAUGAACAAGAUAUUGGCAUGCGGUUUGGCCAUGCUAGGCUGUAUUAGUCCGAUCUCACGCUGCUAAUAAAGACAUACCCAAGACGGGAUAAGUAAUUUAUAAAGGAGGCCGGGCAUGGUGGCUCACGCCUGUUAUCCCAGCACUUUGGGAGGCUGAGGUGAGUGGAUCACCUGAGGUCAGGAGUUUGAGACCAGACUGACCAAUAUGGAGAAACCUCGUCUCUACUAAAAAUACAAAAUUAGCUGGGUGUGGUGAUGCAUGCUUGUAAUCCCAGCUACUCGAGAGGCUGAAGCAAGAGAAUUGCUUGAACCCAGGAGGUGGAGGUUUCGGUGAGCCGAGAUAGCACCACUGCACUCCAGCCUGGAGAACAAGAGUGAAACUCUGUCAAAAAAAAAAAAAUUUAUAAAGGAAAGAGGUUUAAUUGACUCACAGUUCCACAUAGCUGGGGAGACUUCACAAUCGUGGCAGAAGGCAAAUGAAGAGCAAAGUCACAUCUUACAUGGCAGCAGGCAAGAGAGUGUGUGCCGGGGAACUCCCCUUUAUAAAACCAUCAGAUGUCAUGAGACUUAUUUGCUAUCGUGAAAACAGCACGGGAAAACCUGCCCCUGUGAUUUAAUUACCUCCCACCGGGUACCUCCCAUGACACGAGGGAGUUAUGAGAGCUGCAAUUCAAGAUGAGGUUUGGGAAGGGACACAGCCAAACCAUACUAUUGGUCAUGGAAUUCUUUUUUUUUUUUUUUUGAGACGGAGUCUUGCUCUGUCCCCCAGGCUGGAGUGCAAUGGCGUGAUCUCGGCUCACUGCAAGCUCCGCCCCCUGGGUUCACGCCAUUCUCCUGCCUCAGCCUCCCAAGUAGCUGGGACUACAGGCGCCCGCCACCACGCCCAGCUAGGCCAUAGAAUUCUUAUCACUCUUUUCACCACUUACCCUCAGGCUUGGAGUUAGUGACCAGCAAUCUGACUUCCUCUGUACAGAGGGGCAACUGGGUCAGAUUCAGGGUCUCCAGAAAAAGCUGUGGCCCAGGGAUAGAGUCAGGAGGAACCCACACAGUUUUCCAGAGGAUAAGACUCUCAGUGGGGCACGGCGGCUCACGCCUGUAAUCCCAGCACUUUGGGAGGCCAAUGAGGGCAGAUCACCUGAGGUGGGGAGUUUGAGACCAGCCUGACCAAUAUGGAGAAACCUCAUCUCUACUAAAAAUACAAAAUUAGCCAGGUGUGGAGGCACAUGCCCGUAAUCCCAGCUACUCGGGAGGCUGAGGCAGGAGAAUUGCUUGAAUCUGGGAGGCAGAGGUUGUGAUGAGCCAAGAUCGUGCCAUUGCACACUCCAGCCUGGGCAAGAAGAGCUGAACUCCAUCUCAAAAAAAAAAAGACUCUCACUCCCGUUAACCAUUACCCCACUGCUUCCACAGCGUCUUCAAGGAGGCGGGACCUGGGAGGGGAUGGGUGGGAGGAUCAGCAGCUGUGAUGAACCUUGUCCCUACCCCGAGCACUGGGUUGCUGAUCCAGCUAUGGAGAAAGCUGCAGACCUGCAGGACACAGCCUCGUUAACUCUAAAGUUUAAGUUUAACCCAAAGCUGGGCAUUGAUAAUCCUGUCCUCUCCCUGGCCGAAGACCACGACCCCUAUGAUCCCUGGAGCCUGGAGCGGCCUCGCUUCUGUUUACUGAGCAAAGAGGAGGGCAAGAGUUUUGGCUUCCACCUGCAGCAGGAGCUGGGCAGGGCUGGGCAUGUGGUGUGUAGGGUGGACCCAGGCACCUCUGCCCAGCACCAGGGUCUUCAGGAAGGAGACAGGAUCCUGGCGGUGAACAACGAUGUUGUGGAACACGAAGACUACGCGGUGGUGGUACGCCGCAUCCGGGCCAGCAGCCCUCGGGUGUUGCUGACAGUAUUGGCACGGCAUGCACAUGACGUGGCCCGAGCUCAGCUGGGAGAAGAUGCCCACCUCUGUCCUACCCUAGGCCCAGGGGUCCGGCCCCGGCUAUGCCACAUAGUGAAAGACGAGGGUGGUUUUGGCUUCAGUGUCACCCAUGGCAAUCAGGGUCCUUUCUGGUUGGUGCUAAGUACUGGAGGAGCAGCUGAGCGGGCAGGGGUGCCCCCCGGGGCCCGGCUGCUGGAAGUGAAUGGGGUCAGUGUGGAGAAGUUCACUCACAACCAACUCACCAGGAAGCUUUGGCAGAGUGGACAGCAGGUGACCUUGCUGGUGGCAGGGCCAGAGGUGGAGGAACAGUGUCGCCAGCUGGGAUUGCCCCUGGCUGCACCCCUGGCAGAGGGCUGGGCACUGCCCACCAAGCCCCGCUGUCUGAAUUUGGAGAAAGGGCCCCAGGGUUUUGGGUUCCUGCUCCGGGAGGAAAAGGGCCUUGAUGGUCGCCCUGGACAGUUCCUGUGGGAGGUGGACCCGGGACUGCCAGCCAAGAAGGCUGGGAUGCAGGCUGGGGACCGGCUGGUGGCUGUGGCUGGGGAGAGCGUGGAGGGGCUGGGCCAUGAGGAGACAGUGUCCAGGAUCCAGGCGCAGGGCUCCCGGGUCUCCCUCAUUGUCGUCGAUCCGGAGGCUGACCGCUUCUUCAGCAUGGUUCGCCUAUCCCCACUCCUCUUCUUGGAGAACACAGAGGCUCCCGCAGUUCAGCAGGGCAGCAGUUCAGCCUCACUGCUUGAGACAGAGGACCCUUCACUUGAAGACACAAGCGUGCCUUCUGUCCCUCUUGGCUCCCGACAGUGCUUCCUGUACCCUGGGCCUGGUGGCGGCUAUGGCUUCCGACUCAGUUGUGUGGCCAGUGGGCCUCGUCUCUUCAUCUCCCAGGUGACUCCAGGAGGCUCAGCUGCCUGGGCUGGGCUGCAAGUGGGAGAUGUGAUUCUGGAAGUGAAUGGCUAUCCUGUUGGGGGACAGAAUGACCUGGAGAGGCUUCAGCAGCUGCCUGAGGCUGAGCCACCCCUCUGCCUGAAGCUGGCAGCCAGGUCUCUGCGGGGCUUGGAAGCCUGGAUUCCCCCUGGGGCUGCAGAGGACUGGGCUCUGGCUUCGGAUCUGCUGUAGAGCACCCCUGCUUGGUACAGACAUACUCAGGGGCUACCAUGUCUUCACUCUCCAGCCCGAGGUGGUGAAGGCAGGAUGCUCUCUCUAAGUCAGACCAGAGGGACUCAGACACCACCGAUCACAGGCUGGCCCAAGUGCUCCCUCCCUUCCUGCAGGUCCACCUCCCAGCAGAGGGUGUGGUUGGAGGCCUCAGGCAGGUCCCUGAAGGAGUCUGAGGCUCUAGAGGAUGUCAUACGGGAGUUUUGGAGAGCUGUGUCCCAAGGAUGAAGGUGUGGCUGUGGGUCUGGCUAGGAUUGAAGCCAUCUGGACCUUUUCUAGAUAUGACUCCAGGAUCCUUGAGUGUAAUGCAAAAAUUUGGAGACCAGCUAUGCCUGCCCUCUGUGCGUGCCUUAGCAUUGCGGGAGGGUGGUGCUUGGUCACUGUUGCAUUUGUUAUGGAAAUGGCUGUUCCCCAUAAACUGACUGCCUGUGUUUGUGAUGGUGGGGGUAAGGGGCAGUGGUGUGAAGGGACCAAAAGGGCCUCAGGCUCAAGGGGUGGGAUGCGGCUCCUGCAGGAGAGAGGUUGAGACCUGGUCAAAUUUCUUUCCUAUCACUGAAUCUCAGGGAUAAUGGGUCAACCCAGAACUGAGAUGUCUGCAUGAGAGCCACUCCUAAAAAUAAACAACAACAACAACAACAAAAAGAACAAAAAAAGAAGAAAACUAAAUAAAAAUAAAAAUAAAAAAGAUCCACUUCUCUCUGCCAAAAGGCCAGAGCCCACAG